UAGCGCAGAACUGGAUCCAGUUUGAACCUCAAUCAACUGCCCUCUGUAGCAAAGCACAGACAACAGCAUCGACCACAACAAAAACAGACAGUGUGAGACGAAUUCUUGAUUUCGGACUGGUAAAAUCGUGUCGCCAUGGUGAAAGGGGACAUUAACAAGCCCAAGGGCAAGACGUCAGCCUACGCCUUCUUCGUGCAGACCUGCCGCGAGGAGCACAAGCGGAAACACCCGGAGCAGUCCGUGAACUUCGCAGAGUUCUCCAAGCAGUGCUCCGAGAGAUGGAGGGCGUUGACGGCCAAUGAUAAGCGUCGUUUUGAGGACAUGGCGAAGCAGGACAAGGUUCGCUAUGAAAGGGACAUGAGAGGAUACGUUCCCCCCAAAGGGAUGGCCAAGACCGGCCGCAAGAAGAAGGACCCCAAUGCUCCCAAACGACCACCGUCAGCAUUCUUUGUGUUUUCUGCAGAGUUCCGUCCUACAGUCAAACAAGAAUUCCCAGGCUGCUCCAUAGGGGAGUGUGCUAAGAAGCUGGGCAUCAUGUGGGGUCAGCAGACGCCGGCCCAGAAGCAGCCCUUUGAGGAGAAGGCACUACGGCUGAGGGAGAAAUACGACAAGGACAUGGCUGCGUACCGCUCCGGAGCGAACGUUAAGCGGGUUCCGAUGCGGCCCGGCCCGGGCGGAUCCUCCGCCAUGAUGUCUCACGGCGCCGUUGGCGGUGACGACGAUGAUGACGAUGACGACUUGGACGACGACGAUGAAGAUGAUGAUGAUGACGACGAUGAGUAGCGUUGGGCUGGGGGAGUGCUCCGGCCUGUUGCAUUGGUGCGUCCGUUUUAGCCCGCCCCCUACCUGUUCGAUGGGUGGAGUUUUCACACGAGGCCGUUCCAUUGGCCCAGCAGUGGAAACUACAUUUACUCAGGGUCACUGCGAGCUAAAACAAACGAACCCGCUUCCACUGGAAUCCUAACAGGCCAGAGAAGACAUCUGAUUGGCUGAACGGUGUGUGUGUGUGCCUGUCAGUGACCCUGAAGGAAGGGUUGACCCUAGGUUAGGGGUCAAAGGUUAGAUAGGUCAGGGGGUUAGUUAGAGCCAUACUGGACCAGACACAACCUGCAGGGGACUUUAUAUCAGUGUAACUGAAUAGUUGUUGUCAUUUUAAACAUCUGUAUCCCUGGUAACAGUUGCUGUGGGCCUACAUGUCCAAUAGCAGAGCUCUGUUGGGGUUGGAUAGAUCUGAAUGUUGUUGUUGUGUUGAAUGUAGUCGGUUGUAGUUCCCUUGGUUGUGUGUGGUCCCGGGCGCUGUGGCGGCUCUGUAAUAUUAUGGCUUGAUGUCCCGGGUCGCGUGAUGCUGUGGCCCGGUUUAAAACAUACACUUGUUUUUUUUAUUUUUUCAAUU
Messenger RNA from Esox lucius (northern pike), 1393 nucleotides. RefSeq names its product high mobility group box 2b (gene hmgb2b). Bases 136 to 783 code for a protein of 215 amino acids. Lineage: Eukaryota; Metazoa; Chordata; Actinopteri; Esociformes; Esocidae. The record is from RefSeq and is a predicted model, not a curated record. The transcript has 6 exons. Gene Ontology annotation, molecular function: DNA binding, bending. Gene Ontology annotation, biological process: regulation of transcription by RNA polymerase II.